UUUUCACCAUUCCUAGCACAUUCUAAAAACGUAAACAACUUAAAUUUUAGUUAAUUUUUGAACAAAUUAAUAGAAAUGUCCAUGCAAAAUGGCAAAAUAAUCGACCAGAAGGCAUACCUCAAGAAGUACCUGUCCGGCGACAAGGAGAAGAAGAAGAAAAAGAAGGACAAAAAGCACAAAAAGUCGGCAAAAGUGAAAAUCAUCGACGACGAUGCAUACGAAGAUGGUGGCCUGCAAAUGGACGAAGAUCUGUUGCUGGGCGGCGAAGAUGCGCCGCAAAUAGUGGGCGAGUACAUAGAGGACAAUCCGGAGGCUGUGCGCAGCAAGUGGCGCAACAUUGCCGUCAAGGAUGAGCUCAAAGAGGAGCAGCAGCAGGACGAGGGCGAGUCCGCGGCUGCGGCGGCGGCGUCUGCGGUGCACAUCAAACAGGAGCCGGCGGACGAGCAGCCUGAGGAGUCGCUGUGGGGUCGCAAGGCCACGAAGAACGAACGCUCCCCGCUGGCCAUCAAAAUCAAGCAGGAAAAACGCAGCAGCUCGAGGGAUUUGAGUCCAAGGAGAGGCACGAAGCGGGAAGCAGCUGCGGGGAGGAGCAAAAGGAGUCCAGAUCAGAGUCCGCAGAGGAGGAAACGGGAGCCAGAGGAGACUCCAACAAGGAGGAGGCGCGGCAGUACAGAUCAGAGUCCACCACGCAGGAGGCGCAGUCCCGAUCAGAGUCCCCCCAGGCGCAAGCGUGAGGAGGAUCAGAGUCCACCCAGAAGGCGUCGCGACACCGAUCAGAGUCCGCCCCGGCGUCGCAGAAGCCCCAACGCUGAUCAAAGCCCGCCCAGAAGGGGUCGCAGAAGUCCCAACCCCGACCAGAGCCCGCCCAGACGCCGCCGAGCUGCCGAUGCAUCCCCAGAACGCAGAAGAAAGGACGCAGAUCAGAGCCCACCCCGCAGGCGUCGCAACUCCGAUCAGAGUCCACCUCGAAGACGUCGCUCGGGCAGCAUCAAAGUGGAAUCCCCGCCCGCGCGCCGCAAGAGCCGCUGGGCCAAAGGUUCACCCUCGCCAUCCCCGCCGCCCACGCACAAACCGAAGACUUCGUCCAGGACUCUAGAUGGCAAGCGCGCCGGCCUGCAGGAUGCGCACUCGCUGAAGCAGGAGUCGGAUGAGCGGCGGCGACGUGAGCACAAAUUGUUUGAGCAAAUGUCCAGCGAGGUGUCCGGCCGCGACGCGGAGAUUCAGAUGCGCAGCACGGGCAGACGGGGACGCAGGGCGCGCGAGGCGGCCGAGGAGGAUCCCGCGGAGCAGCGGCGCAAGGAGGAGCACGAGAAGAAGAAGAAGGAGCUGUACGAUCGCUGGGGCAAGGGCCUGAAGCAAAUUGAGGACCUGAAGGUGCGCCACGAGGAAAUGGCGCACGAGGCGGCCAAGCCCGUGGCGCGCUACGCCAACGAUGAGGAUUUGGAUCGACAUUUGCGGGAGCAGGAGCACGCGGACGAUCCCAUGCUGGAGUAUAUGCGGCAGAAGCGCAAGAAGCAGGACAAGCUGGACAACAAGCCCGUGAUGCCCAAGUAUGAGGGCAGUUUCCCGGAAAAUCGCUACGGCAUUCGGCCCGGCUAUCGCUGGGAUGGCGUGGAUCGUUCCAAUGGCUACGAGCAGCGUUGGUUCGACAAGCAGAACGAGCGCAAGGCGCUGCAGGAUGAGGCGUACAAGUACAGCGUGGAGGAUAUGUAAAAUAAAAGAGAAUUUUUGUAAUAAAAAAUGUAACCUUUGCCGCCGA
Molecule: messenger RNA, 1759 nt
Organism: Drosophila subobscura
Lineage: Eukaryota; Metazoa; Arthropoda; Insecta; Diptera; Drosophilidae
Product: BUD13 homolog
Exons: 2
Coding region: 76-1713 (545 amino acids)
Biological process (GO): mRNA splicing, via spliceosome
Cellular component (GO): RES complex; U2-type spliceosomal complex
Molecular function (GO): RNA binding
Source: RefSeq, a predicted model, not a curated record